AUGUUGGAACAUAUCGUCACAGAGAAAGUGUUGCAGCAAGCCUUUGCCCAGUACUUAAGGGCAUAUGCUUACGGCUCUGCCGCACCAAACGAUUUCUGGAGAAUCCUGGAGAGUGAGAUGCAUCAAUUACAGACAAGACGCGAUCACAACAUAACAAACGUAAUAAACAUCUGGCUGUCGCAAAGUCACUAUCCGACAUUACAAGGUUUUUCCAUAACGUGGAUCAAUAAUAAUAAUAAUCCAUCGCGAAAGUACAGUUAUCUGGACAAUAAGGAGAAUCGUUCAAAAAUAUUUAAUCCAGAAACUUUUCUCAUAUUUAACGCACGGCAACUCGGCUUCUAUCGCACCAGUUAUACCUAUGAGAUGUGGUUUAAAAUUAUAUAUUAUCUGAAUAACCAUGAUUUUACGACAAUACCCGUUCUGAAUCGUGCUCAGAUUAUCGAUGAUGCAUAUCACUUGGUGUUAUCGGACAAGAUGAAUUACGAACUCUUUUUGACACUGGUCGAAUACUUGCGGGAUGAAACGAAUUUCAUAGUAUGGCAUAGUAUGAUGAACGUUCUGCACUAUAUAUCGCCAUUUCUCAAUUUCCCAGAAAGUGCAGAGUUUAAGGAAAUCACGUUGGACGUUAUUGAUGAGGUUCUGACGACAAUCGGAUAUGAUGAAGAUUCUAAGGACGAUGACAAGUUGAAAGCUAUGCGACUGUUACUCCUGAAUUGGGCUUGUAAACACGGCCAUGUUGAAUGCAAGAAGCGGGCCCAUCAUAAACUGAUUUCACAUAUCGACGAUCCUAAGAACAACACCAUUUUGCCGUGGUGGGAAAAUUUGAUAUAUUGUACGGGUCUCAUGAACGCGAAGAACGAGACCGUUUUACAUAAAAUUUUGAAUCACACCGUGCAAGAAAAGAAAGAAAGAUUGUUGCAACACAUGGACUGCAUUGAAGACGACCACUUGCUGCAAAAGUUAGUGACAUUGAUCGCAGACAGAUCUGUUGGUAAAUGGAAAGAAGUGGAACCUGCGCAGCUAAGGAAAUUAUACCACGGCAUUGUGAAGAAGCACGCCAGAAAACCUCAAGUCCUCGAUUUAAUCCUGCACAAUUUUGAUAAAAUAAUGCAAGGUUACAUGACUGAAAUGCAGGGAAUGGCUGACAUUAUUAUGAGCUUAUAUUCCAAAUGCUAUUUCGGCAAG
Messenger RNA from Dinoponera quadriceps, 1185 nucleotides. RefSeq names its product aminopeptidase N-like. The annotation marks the transcript as partial. The record is from RefSeq and is a predicted model, not a curated record. Gene Ontology annotation, cellular component: cytoplasm. Lineage: Eukaryota; Metazoa; Arthropoda; Insecta; Hymenoptera; Formicidae. Gene Ontology annotation, molecular function: zinc ion binding; peptide binding; metalloaminopeptidase activity. The transcript has 7 exons. Gene Ontology annotation, biological process: proteolysis; peptide catabolic process.